CGGAUACUCCACGCGACUUGAGGCUCGGUGUCCCGAGUCCGUUCCCUGCCAACGCUCUGGUUCGCGAAGAAGAUGAACUUUUAGACUCGCUUGCGGACGAGGAAUUACUCCUCGACGAAGAGCUCCAUCUACAACCGCCACAACCACCACUCGCAUCCGCGCAACACCAUGAAAAGAAUAGCCUACCAGAAGGAGACGGGCUGGACGAAGCGCAGAGGCCUGCGGAAGAUCUGCUACCCUCAAUAGGACAAGUUCAGAGCAUCUGCUUGGCGACGCUGAACGACUUGCUUUCUGCGAAAGCACACUGGUCUCCGAUUGUCCCAGACCGUCGACAUUCUAUGCCCCAUCCGUCUCACCUUGCGCCUAACAGCUCAAACGCCCCAAGCACAGCACAGCGCUCAUCGGCUCUUCAGACCUUGAUAACGAACCUACGUCUCCAGGAUACCAAUGGAAAUAUGACGCAGACUGCUGAAUCACUCUCAGAUACCGAACUUUUACACGAGCUCCGCACACAAGUCGACCUGGUGGUGACGAGCCUGUCAGCGCGCGAUGCUGAGCUCGCUCGGACGCUGGUAUCCUUGCUUACUCACUUCCAUCGACUUUCAUUGCUCAGUCCUUUCAGCUCCUCGACAUCGUCCUCCCAAACCCGGGUUGCAUCGUGGAAUGUCGGAACUGAUUCGCGCAGCCACACUGAUCCGUACAGCACCCUGCGCCGCCAGGUCAGCGACUUUCAGCUGGAACGGUCCUCCCAGAAUCGUUUGCCAUCUACUAGUGAACUGACGCCAACACUAUCUGUCGAGUCUUCCUUGUUGUGGUCUCUGAUAGAUGACGAACUGGAAUCAGUCCUGUCUCUCUGUCGUUCGCAGCACCACGACGCUGAUCCAUUUGCGGAUAACCUUCCACCGGAGUACGACGCUGCGGACUAUGAGCAAGACAGCCUCCCGAGCUACGAGGCUAAUGAGUUCUCCGAUAUCGACUUGGACGGCAAGAAAGGCGGUGGUCUGGAGCGCACGUCAACCAGAUUAUCAGACAACACAUCGGAGAAGAUGAAGAUGGACCUCGAGGCUGUAACUCUGGCUAUUGACCGUCUCUACCUUGUCGCGCCACAGCUUCACAACCAGCGCGUGGAGCUGAAGAAGAGCAAGCUUGAGCGGAUGGAGAACGCGAAGCGGAAAGGGAAACAGCGAGAGGACGAGACGCAUCUGCACGAGCUUGAUCGAAUAGUCGAGCUCAUUGGGAAAGCAUCUGACAGGAAGAUGAGCAACCAGGCAGUGUAUCUCGAUGGAGACGAGAUGCGACGGAGGCUGGUGAGAGCCCGUGAAAAGGAGCUGGAGCAGCGGACUGCAUUUGUCGAACAUCUUGUCAAGCACUCCGACGCUGGUCGUCUCCACUCGCAAGAUGCCGCCUUCAGCACGACCCGCGCUCGUUCGCACCCGAACCUAGCCGCGGAAAUUAUGGACCCCCAUGCCAUGCUGACCCUCCCCGAGUUCAUUCGCGAAACUAUCCCAGAAGGUAUUCGGCGCCGCAUGGAACUCGAACGCGACCCAGAAGCUCUGCUCACGCUACCGGAGUUCAUCAAAGAGCACCCGUCCCCGGAGCCGGUUGGCUCUUCGAGCAUCCGCCACGCCCGAGGCCUCUCCGUCUCAUGCACGAAUGGUAGCAGCCGCUCUCGCGAUGAAAAUUCCAGUCCAACACCUUCUCCUGCCACGACCAAGGCUAUCAAGGGAAGCAGGUCACGCAGUAUGUCGGAACCAUUGUCCUGGCUACUACCAAAGUCUUCCUCGCCUACACAGUCCCUUGGAAGGAAGACCUCUGGGAAGAAACUACCGCGGCAGUCCUCAGCGGUGGAGGUGGUCCCAGAGAUGCAGGAAACUCUCGACGUCACAUAUGUGGCAGAGUAUCACGAGAACUUACAGCAUAUCCUUAUCUUCCUCACCGUCUCAGGCCUCCAAGCAGGCGUCGAGCUUGAAGCCGAAGUCGUCUCGCCCGAAUCAGGCCCAGACAGUCACCAUGCACAGCUAUUACUCAGAUGUGGUGCAAGCACCUCCCAGCGGCUCGCGCUGCCUGCACCGGUCGCGGUUGGCCCUGCGCAGGUGAACGUCGUUGGCGGACGGCACUUCCAGGUGAAGCUCGCUGUGAUUCCUCCCGCAUCGCCACAGUCACAGGCCUUUGACACCGACGCGGAACUCGAUGCGACGCACUUUCAACACAUCCAGCCGACAUCAUUCAUCUGCGCAUCGUGCUCACUCCCGCUUGUCCGCGGGUCUGCGCUGCACAGAUACCGCGACUUGCCAUCCGAGCACUGGGCAGAGCUUGUUGACGCUUGGAUGUGCCACGCAGAUCAGAAGCUGCACGAGCACGUGCAGAAAGGCUCAAAGGAGGGCUUCUGGCCUGCAGAUAACGAGGCGCUCGUCGGUGGGAGCUACCUUCUCUUGAGAGAGAACGCCGUCGUGAAAGUCAACCUGUGCGGGGUGCAGGGUCUUGACGCUAACAAAGUCGAUGACUGGUCUCGUGUCCGUUGCAUCUGCGGCGCAGUGGUGGGACGUAGCCAGGAGCACAAACCCAAGUACGGAGAGUCCACCAUUGUUUACCGACUAGCGAAGUAUGCUAUCCGGCCUGUAAGCCCGACUGCCGAGCCGAGUCGCAUCCCCCUCUCAGCCUUCAUCGUCGAGGACAUGUACGAGUAUGUGCACGCGCAUGCGACAUACCGCUUCGUCAUCGUCGACGAAGAGGAGGAUAAGCCUCGCAUCUUGGUCUGGCUUUUCAAGCCGUCGAUGCGCAUUGCGUACGCGACGCCGAGGCAGUUCGUCAUCCCGCGACACGGCUCGAUACGCGGCGCGAAGGUUCUCUACAAGCUCAUCGGCCCGUCCGUCGCCACGUCUGAGAUGCACUCGAUGCUGCAAAAGUACCCCGGGUUUCCGCAAGCAGAACACUUGUACUAUCCCUUCCAGAUCUGCCAACGGCUCGCUGCAACGCUCAAGGAAAGCACAACUGCAUACCCUGAGAGCAUGCGUACCAUGACCGGCCUAGACGUCGGCUGGCUUCAGCGCGCUUGAACACCAUUUCGUUCUUGUUUGUCAAGUCCAUCAUGCUAUUCGUUCUGUUAUUGGUCUCCACGCCGAGCCUUCAUAUUGUCCCUCUUACAUCCACUGCGGUACACCUCCGCCGCCAUAUCUCGCUUUCUCCGUCGCGGCCCACCUCACUUUGUGUCUCCGUCGCACGCAUCAUACCUACUCUAGUAUAUCUCAUUCGCCACGAAGCCCUAUCUCUUCCUGAUCUAUCUCCCUCCAUUGUCUCUCCUUUCAUUGUGUAUCGGAAUAGAGUCUCGCGCUCUGCAUUUAUGUAAAAUACGUAUCGGCCCUCUUCGAUAGGGUAUACUGCAGGAGUCCCUCUCAUGGGUCGACACAUUCAUCAUCAACCGUCCGCAGUAAGAUGCAUAUUUGGCAAGAAAUAGUGUCCCCAAUUGAAAUAAUACGGCAUAAAAGAAAACCAACAAGGUAAGGUGAGUAAGAAGCGCAAGUGGCGGCGUGACAUCCAACAUUAAAAGAUUUAUUCGGCGGCGCGUUCUUUACCCUUGCCGUGUCCCAGUCCUGGUGGCUGCUCGAGCGAGAGGUUCGGCGAGCUCACCAUACCCGCCAGAGACGAGAAAGACGGGAGGCGGCGCCCGCCUUUCAGGGAGCCAGGCGAAAGAUAUACUGGUGAUCCUCCACUUUUUGUCGGUGUCGGCGGGAGCGAACCGUUCGCUCGCAUGCUAGGCGAGCGUGGCGACCCAGGUAUCGAACCCUCGCCUGCGGCCGCUUCAGUGAGGAGAAACUCAACCCAGAGGCGCGAGAAGGACUCGGUCUCGUCCGUCUUUUCGAGCUGCUCGGGACCCUUGCCCUUGCCCGUGGCGCGCCCCCAAAGUGAUGCACCCGCACCAGGACUCGUGCUACCCUUGCGUUGGAGUCCCGCACGCUCACGCUCGUCGUCCGUCCACUGCAAGAUAGAGGCGAGGAGGGUGAGCAUCUCGAAGCGCUUCGAAUCACCACGUGGCGUAGUGAGGUACGAGAGGAGCACGUUCGUCACAAGUCGGCGGUCUACGUUUGUUUCAGUUGAGGAGCGGCGCAGUCGGCGGAGCGCUUCCAUGAGGUGCUCGUUCAUGAUGACGGCCUCAUGGCGCAGCUUUCCAAUGAGCAGGUUCUUCUCUUUGACCUCCUUCUCCAACUCCUGCGUCCGGGUCGAAUUUGUCGAAGACUCUUCAAGCUGUAGUUCAGCAUUGAGCGCCCGCGACUUGAACUCGGCGAGUGACUGCGUAGACUGCACCAGCCGUGCUUCGUAAUCCUUAACCGCCUGUUGCAGCUCAUGAUCCUUUGAUGCUUGGAAGUCCUCGAGGACGGACUGCAGGUUGCUGACCUUCUCCUUCUCCACCUCGAGCGUUGACGCCUCCCGCUCCCUCGCCUCUCGUUCAAUCUCGAGGUCCCGGCUAGCGUUCUCGAGGUUGCUUCGUGCCUCGUCCGCCAGAACGUGUUCCUGCAAUGCUUUGCUCUCCCAUUCAUUCCGCUCUAUUCGUAUUUGCUCGAGUUCGCCCUGGAGUUCGCGGAGCUCGCGCUCGCGGAGGUACACCUCCUGCGCGUUCUCCUGCAGCGCCCUGCUCCGCAUCGCCUCGAGCUCGCGAGAGGCACGCUCGGCCUCGUCGUUGGAGGCGACGAGCUCAGCUUUGAGGGUCUCAACGGUUUGCGCAAGGUCCUUGUUCUGUACGGUCAGCUGCUGCACGAGCUCCUGCUGCCGGUCGAGUUCUUCCUAUGCGAAACGGAGGUCGUAAUCACUGCCCACGAGCGAGCGCAGGGAAGAGUGUGAACGUACGGCGUCCUGCUUCAGCUUGUUCCCUAGCGUCGUGCGCAUCGCAGUAAGCUUGGACAGGAGGUUCCUGUACUGCGCCGCUAAUGUCUCCUUCUCCUCUCGUGCCCGUUCCAACUCGUGUUGUAGCCGGUCAACGGGAUCCAGGCGCGUGAGGUCUUCGUCAUCAUUGUGAGUGUUGCCAUUAAGUCCUUUUGUUGGUGAGGGCGAUAGAUGUCGCUCGCUGUCUGAGGACAGACGAGCCUGGGAUGUAGAAUCCGACAUGGUGUUCGCCGUCGCGG
Molecule: messenger RNA, 5117 nt
Organism: Phanerochaete carnosa HHB-10118-sp
Lineage: Eukaryota; Fungi; Basidiomycota; Agaricomycetes; Polyporales; Phanerochaetaceae
Exons: 10
Coding region: 456-3056 (866 amino acids)
Biological process (GO): proteasome-mediated ubiquitin-dependent protein catabolic process; protein autoubiquitination; protein polyubiquitination
Cellular component (GO): nucleus; ubiquitin ligase complex; cytosol
Molecular function (GO): ubiquitin protein ligase activity; cyclin binding; ubiquitin conjugating enzyme binding
Source: RefSeq, a predicted model, not a curated record